CGGGCCCUCUCUGGAGCGGCGGGGCCGGGGCGGGGCCGAGCUCCCCGCGCAUGCCGGGAGCGGCGGCGCGGGCCCGGCCCCGUGUGGCGGCCGCGGGGCUGCGGGAACGGCCGGGCCGGGGCUGCCCGGGGAAAGCCCGGCGGCGACUGGAGCCGGGCCCGGGGAUCCCCCGGCCGCGGGAUCGCCCCGAGAGGCGGCACAGGAAAACGCAUCCAUAGGAUGGAGUUAGAGCACCUUAGUAGGCUGCGUCAGGCCAACAAGGACCUUCUACAAAAGCUAAGAAUGAAGCAGGAAGAGAUCAGAAAAAGCCUUCCCAGCAAGCCACUUGUUCCAGCAUCUCUUCAUAAUGUAGCAACUACGGAAAGAUCCCUCCCCUUGCCCAAGAGAGGGAAGGAAAAUCAAGUUGAUGCUGUGUCUACUCAACAUGAUCCUGCAACGUUGGUGUCUGCGGAACCCAGAGCUUAUGCAGCCAGAGCAACCCUCUGUUCCUCACUCAAACGCAGCAGCAAUGACAGAGGGGUGCAGCAACAAGUGAAGGUGCAGGGAUUAGUAGGUUUGGAUUCCAGCUUUCCUGAUAAAGAGAAGAAGGUUAUGCCUGCGUCUGCGAUCAUUGCAUGUGGUAGAGAAACCUGCAGAGUGGAUAGGUAUGGCCAUGAUCAAGAAAGUGCAGAGAGAGAAUCUGUCCUUCUGGGACAUGGAGAGAACAAAAACCAGUCCACUCUUCCACAUGGUGUCAGUGAGAAAAAACAACCUAAGGCUCACUUGGACCUAUCACUGAACAAAAAACAAAGUGAAGAGACCAGCAAGGAGCCCAUAACCCCUAAAUCAAUCCUGCUGACAUCUCAGUCCAAAGAGUGGAAGAAAGAAGCUGCUCACGUGACUUUUCAGUCUGAGCCUGAAGAAUAUGCCCUGCCUGCAGGUAGCUGGUCUGUGCGUCCAUUCCUGGGCUAUGACUGGAUUGCAGGGCUCCUAGAUACAGAUUCUUCAGUAGCAGAAAAAUCUGAUCAAUAUUUUGCUGAUCUCCAUGAGUUCCGACAGGCCAACAAAGAAGCAUGUAUCCAUGAGCAGCACCUGGAGCCCAAGGCUCUGGAUUACAUAAUUCCUGAACAAGAGCAAGAUUUGAAAACCAGUUCCCAUAAGUGUGUUUACUGUUACCGAUUAAACCAGCGCCUCUUCACUGUCCCUGUGGAUUCAGAAUCUGCCUGUCCCGUGUGUAAGAUGCCACGUGCCCACCAGCCCCCAGAGACGCUGGAAGAGCCAACCUAUGUCAGGGUCAGCAUUCCCAGGUCUACUCUUCUGCCUGCCUACAAGUACAAAGCUCAUCGCAGGAAAAGCUUUGAACCAGCAGACAGUCUAGCGUUACCCUCGCAUUGCCUAGUUGGCUGGGAAAACAUCAUCCCUUCCAGUAACUCCACACUCAGCAAUUUGGAUCUGCGAGCUUCACUGGAAGAGAAGUCUUCUCACCAUCCUCGCGUGAACUCCGUGUCCAGAGUGUCAGGAGGAACCAGAACUGACCAGCUUCUAAACCUGACCCAUUCAACACUCUUCAGAUUUAGCAAGGCUUCUCACAGAGGGAGCAAAACAAAGUUGGACCCUACAGAGCGGCUCCAAAUUUAAAUACUGCUACCUCAACUGUGAACCACUGACUUGUUUGCCUUGGGGAAGGGGCGGAGGUGGGGAGUGGACAAGUUAAUUUGGUUAAAAAUAAAUCUUGAACGAGAGAUUUUUUUCUAAUUUUCAUAGUUCCGUGUCUCUGUGAGCAACCAAUACAUAAAUCUCAAUGUACAAACCCUCACAACCCUCAUAUAUGUCUUUUCACUUUUCUUUUUGUGAGUUUUGCAGCUACUUCUAAGCAGAUGCAUGAGCUUUCCUCCCUGGGGCUGCAUAGAGAGCUGAGAACAGGAAAACUAGGAGAGUCAUAGCAACAGAUACAUAUAGAGUUCACCUGCCACCUCGAUUAAGUAAACCAGAAAUGUAAGUUUAGCUUUGAAUGCAAGGGCAAGGAAUUAGUCUAUGAAUGGCCUGCUUCAGUGGGAUGCGUACAAAUAUGCUUAUUUCCGAACACUCGAAACAUGACACACAAUCUCCUAGUGCCUUAGACUUGAGUUACUCAACAAUUUAGUUAAAAU
Messenger RNA from Oxyura jamaicensis (ruddy duck), 2129 nucleotides. RefSeq names its product migration and invasion inhibitory protein (gene MIIP). The record is from RefSeq and is a predicted model, not a curated record. Lineage: Eukaryota; Metazoa; Chordata; Aves; Anseriformes; Anatidae. Gene Ontology annotation, biological process: negative regulation of cell migration; negative regulation of G2/M transition of mitotic cell cycle.